Messenger RNA from Oppiella nova, 646 nucleotides. The record is from the annotation of a GenBank genome assembly. Lineage: Eukaryota; Metazoa; Arthropoda; Arachnida; Sarcoptiformes; Oppiidae.
AAGUACGGAACCACUUUAGACCCUUUCCAUGUGCCAGAGAUUGAUUUGAAGUUUGAUAAGAAAAUCGCACUGACCUGGUGGCACGGACAACUGAACCUGACUGAGGGUCAGGUGAAAGGUCUGUCCCAUUUGGCUCGUUCUGGUGACUGUGACAUCGGCACCGAUAAGGGAAAGUUCAUCGCUCACAUCCAGUUGGGCGACUCCAAUGUGAACGUCCAUUUCCACGGCGUUAUGAAACUCAACAUAUUUCAUGCGACCGUUAAUUUCGACGCCUCUGUCGGUAAUCUUGACAUUAAGGCGACCGCAGGUCUGGACGAUAAGGGAAAGUUGAUGCUCAAUGAGUUCAACGUGGAUGAGCUCAAGAACGUCAAGAUCCAUAUCUCAGGCCUUUCGAUCCUGACCCCUCUUGUGAACGCCAUCGCCAACGGAUUUGUCACCAUUUUUAACCCUCAGGCGCGCAGUCUUAUCGGUAAUGCACUGAAGGGUAUCAUUGAGAAAGAGAUCCAAAAUAUCAAAAUCCCUCCAAAUGCUAUCUAUGAAUACUAAAUGCACUUUUCAUUGUAUUAUAUAAUUAUCUCUCGAUUUGUAGUACAAAUGUUGCAUAAGUUUAAUUGUAAAAAUUGUAAACCUAUAAAUAAAAAUUUAU